AAGCGUGGCCAGCGAGCGGGCGGGGCGGCCGGGCCCGGAGCUCAGGGGGCGGCGGCGCGACUUCGCUGGCCCGGGCGCGCUCGUGUGGCGGAGUCGGCGCUCGGCCGGUAGGGGAGCGUGAGCCUGGGAGAUGGCAGUGAUGGAAGUGGCCUGCCCCGGAGGCCCUGCCUCCACAGUGGAGCAGCAGAAGGAGCUCGCCAAAGCCCAGGAGAAGACACAGGUGCUCGGGCAGAAGCUGGAGGCCGUGGGCAGGAGCCCCGUGUUCUGCGGAAAAUGGGCCAUCCUGAACGACGUGAUCACCAAAGGCACUGCCAAGGAGGGCUCUGAGCGGGGCCUGGCCGCCGUCUCCAUCAUCGCCCAGCCAGAGUGUGAGAACAGCCAGGAGUUCAGCCCCACCUUCUCAGGAAGAAUCUUCAUCGCCGGCUCGAAGCAGUACAGCCAGUCGGAGAGUCUCGAUCAAAUCCCCAACAAUGUGGCCCAUGCGACCGAGGGCAAAACGGCCCCCGUGUGUUGGAAGGGAAAGCGUCGCAGCAGAGCCCGGAAGAAACGGAAGAAGAAGAGCUCGAAGUCCCUAGCAGAAGCCGGAGUGGCCUUGGCCAAGCCCCUGCCCAGGACCCCCGAGCAGGAGAGCUGCACGGUCCCAGUGCAGGAGGACGAGUCUCCGCUAGGUGCCCGGUACACCAGACACGGCCCCCAGUUCACCAGGCCUCUGAAGGACCCAGGCUCAGGCCACCUCUGCUUUAAGAAACUGGACGAGGGCCUGCGGCCAGUGCCGCCACGACCGGAACUCCACAAGCUGAUCAGCCCUUUGCAAUGUCUAAACCAUGUGUGGAAACUGCACCACCCCCAGGACGCGGCCCCCCUGCCCCGUCCCGCCCGCCCCUUCCCCUACAGCAGACUGCCCCAUCCCUUCCCCUUCCACCCUCUGCAGCCCUGGAAGCCUCACCCCCUGGACUCCUGCCUGGGCAAGGUGGCCUGUGCACAAGGCCAGCAGCCCCUGCCUGCCCCGGCCCUGGGCAAACCGGGCUGUGGGGACAGUCCGAAGCUGCUCCCCGGCCCGCCCCAUGAGCCCACCUGCCUGGCUCAUACCCGGGAGAAGUGCUCUGUGGAGGAGUACCUGACACACGCUCUGCGUGGCAGCGUGAGCUCUGGCCGGGCCCGCAGCCUGGCCACCCUGGCCAAGACCUGGGCGGGCGGCCCCGGGCCCCAGAGGCCUAGCCCUGAAACCGAGGACAACGAGGGGGUGCUGCUUAGUGAGAAACUCAAGCCAGUGGAUUACGAAUACCGAGAAGAGGUGCACUGGGCCACCCACCAGCCCCGCCUGGGCAGAGGCUCCUUCGGAGAGGUGCACAGGAUGAGGGACAAGCAGACAGGUUUCCAGUGUGCUGUCAAAAAGGUGCGGAUCGAGGUGUUUCGGGCAGAAGAGCUGACGGCAUGUGCAGGACUGAGCUCGCCCCAAAUCAUCCCUCUGUAUGGCGCAGUAAGGGAAGGUCCUUGGGUCAACAUCUUCAUGGAGCUGCUGGAAGGUGGCUCCCUGGGCCAGCUCAUAAAGCAGAUGGGCUGUCUACCAGAGGACCGAGCCCUCUUCUACCUGGCCCAGGCGUUAGAGGGGCUGGAGUACCUGCAUGCCCGAAGGGUUCUGCACGGAGACGUCAAAGCUGACAACCUGCUCCUGUCCAGCGAUGGGAACCGCGCAGCUCUCUGCGACUUCGGCCAUGCUGUGUGCCUGCGACCCAGCGGCCUGGGGAAGUCCUUGCUCACAGGUGACUACAUCCCAGGCACAGAGACCCACAUGGCCCCGGAGGUGGUGCUGGGGAAGCCCUGUGACACCAAGGUGGACAUCUGGAGCAGCUGCUGCAUGAUGCUGCACAUGCUGAAUGGCUGCCAUCCCUGGACCCAGUACUUCCGAGGGCCGCUCUGCCUCAAGAUUGCCCGUGAGCCCCCACCCGUGAGGGAGAUCCCAGCUUCCUGCGGCCCUCUCACUGCCCAGGCCAUCCGGCAGGGCCUGAGGAAGGAGCCUGUCCAACGCGCGUCAGCCGGGGAGCUGCUGGGGAAGGUGUGUGGGGCACUGCAGCAAGUGGGAGGUCUGCAGAGCCCCUGGAGGGGAGACUGUAAGGAGCUGAGACUCCCGACAGACCAGGCCGCCCGCCGCCCAACCCCAAGUGCCCCGCUGCGGGAGUGCCCACCCCCGGAGGACGACAUGGGCCUGGGCCUGUCCCCAGAGCUUCAGCCACCGCCGCCACCAGAGCCCCCAGAGCAGAACGUGUCUCCCACCCUGCAUCUGAGCGAGGACGACUCUGGCCCCUGGGAACCCCUGCCUCUGUCCUCCCUGGACCCAGUCCCGGCUAGGAGCUCGGGCUCGCUGGAGCGGAGAGCAACCCUCCCUGACCUGGAGCUGCAGCAGCUGGAGAUAGAAUUGUUUCUGAACAGCCUGUCCCAGCCUUUCUCUCUGGAGGAGCAGGAGCAGAUUCUCUCGUGCCUCAGCAUCGACAGCCUCUCCCUGUCAGACACCACUGAGAAGAACCCAUCAAAGGCCUCUCAGAGCUCGAGGGACACCCUGAGCUCUGGCGUCCACUCAUGGGGCAGCCAGGCAGAGGCUCGGAGCUCCAGCUACAGCGCGGUGCUGGCCCGGGGACGACCUGCCGACACCCCCAGCUACUUCAAUGGAGUGAAAGUCCAAAUACAGUCUCUCAAUGGCGAACACCUGCACAUCCGAGAGUUCCACCGGGUCAAAGUGGGAGACAUCGCAACUGGCAUCAGCAGCCAGAUCCCAGCCACAGCCUUCAGCUUGGUGACCAAAGACGGGCAGCCCGUUCGCUAUGACAUGGAGGUGCCAGACUCGGGCAUCGACCUGCAGUGCAUGCUGGCCCCCGACGGCAGCUUUGCCUGGAGCUGGCGGGUGAAGCAUGGCCAGCUGGAGAACAGGCCGUAGCCCCGCCCCCCACCGCCGCUCCACUGACGAAGCAGCAGCGUCCUCGGUGCCCAGUGCUGCCCUGCAAUGAGCAGCCUGCUUGGGGUCUGCCAUCCCCUGGGAGCAAGUGAAAUGCCACCCAGGCUUCAGGCCUGAGCCAGCCCGCCCUGCCCUCCGUGUGAGGAAGCAACGACAGGAGGACUACCGCCAAGGGGCCCAGGGCUGGGCGAGCCACAAGGGCCUGCACUCCGCUCACAGGACCGGGGCAGCCCUGGGCCUGGCCUUGGGCUCGUGGGAGCCCCAAUCCCUAGCCGAGUUCUGGCCUUCAGCCCCUUUGGGGUGGAGGAGAAAGGAAGGGCUGCCGGCCUGGGAGGGCGCCUUGGUAGAACUGCCACAUCAAGAGUUGCAGCAGAGGCUCUGCAUCGACCUCCAGUUCAGCCAAGGACCAGAGAAGGUGCAAGGGAAGCAGUUCUCGGUCCCCACGCAUGGCACGUGCCCUGCGCUGCUGGCCCCACUGCUGCCCAGACGCAGGGCCCUGUCUGUGAGUGCAGGUGACAGGAGUGGUCUGCAGACGGGGUGCAGUGGGCAGGUGCAGAUGCCUGCUCAGCACCAGCGUCCACUCACUGCCCUGCCUGCCCUGGCACGGAGGGCCACUGCCAGCCGCACUUUACACUCUGAUGACCUCACAGCACUCUCCUGGCUGCCCACCAGGACGGCGGUGGCCCUGCAUGGCACAGCAGGCCACAGUCUGAGCUCGUGUCCCUCCAGGAUCCCCCACACUGGAGACGAGCACCCUCCCCUGCUCCCGGGAGCCGCUCAGCACUCGUGUAGCAUUAAACCAACUGUGAAUCAAGAGACACUUGUCCCAUGCCAAGCCAAGCCAAGGUGGCCUCUGUCCAGCUGUUCGCAUGCAGCCAGUCUGCUCCAGUGAGCAGCCCUGGCCCAUCUGAGGGCCCAGCCCUGCAGUGUGUAGGUUGCAGAGCUAUGAGGAAUAAAAUGUGGGGGUUGACAAGUUCCUCAGCCCAGGCGUCUGGCCUGCCUGAGCCGGUGGUGGGUAUUUAGGUCCCCGUGCAGGGAAGGUCAGCCACUCCCAGGGUACCAAGGCCUGCAGGCUUGGCCACAGUGGGGUGCAGGCAAUGACCAGCUGCCCCUGAGCGACUGCCCGGGUGUGACAGCUUCCGGGAGCGGGGCCAGGACAUAGGGUGCCUCGCGCCCUCUCUCAACCGCCCGUUCCUUGAGGGGUUGGGCAGUGGCCCUGGGCCCAGAGUGCAGACAGAAGCCCCUGGCAGCAGGGUCACAGCAGGGAUGUCACUGAGGCGGUGGCCUCACGGGUGCCAGUGCCGCCUCCCAGCCAAAGAGCGCACUGGAGGCCCCGGGGAUGCAGCCUCAGCCGGCGUGGGGCACACAGGUAGGGCGCGGGACCAUGGUCACCAAGCGCACGCCAUGGGAGGCGUCGUCCCCACCCCAGCUAAACUCGGCGUGUGCUCGGGGCCCCUGUGCAGGAGCCCGUGCUCUGUGGCUCGGAAAUAACAUGGGUUGUCCCAAACUGCAGCUAAUCCUGGGAAAUCAUAUCCAGUUGCCCUUGGUGCUUAGUGCUUUCGGGAGCAGCAGUCUCCUCCUGCCAUGCUUUCCUUGUGCAAGUGGGCUUGCACCUCUGUGCCAGGUCCCCCCCCAGGCAGGCCUCAGACCGCCCCUGAAAUGGCUUUUGCUUGGGACAUCUCUCUGAAGGAUUUGAGCCAGCAUUAAAUAUGUGUCACGCAGCAACCACCAGAGAACCUCGUGCCUGCCAGUGUUCACAGGGACCCUGUUCACAGGGACCCUACAUCAGUUCUGCCACUGACAGGGCGGUGGCUACCAGUCCAGUCCAGACGGUGGACAGCUCAGUUUGUCAGCAGAGGAGACAAGAUUUGAGUCAGGUUUUCAGACCCCGAGGCACAGAAGAGCCCUCGAGCUCAGGGCUGGAGAGCAGGACUCCAAGAGAUGGAAGAAGGCAGAGCCAGGACAUGCAGCACCUCUGAGGCCCCCGAGCUGCCUGGCCAGAGACAGGGGGAGGGGCCCCGGUCCUGGGGCUGUGGCUGCCCUGGUCUGGCUGGAGGCUGGGCUGCUUCGGGCAGCACAGUGAUCAGCAUCAGGGUUCGGAGCCAGGCAGUCCUGCUCUAGGGGCAGCAACUGCUUUCUGAGGGGAGUCGGGGCCUACAGUGCCCAGAGCGGAAGGAGGCCUAGCUCUGGGUGGACAGAGAAGCGGGCUGGUGCCACAGGAGGCGUCCAAGGUCAGCAUCAGAGGUGGAAGGUCAGAGGCUGCAGACGAGGAGGCAUGGACACGGCUUCCUGGCAAAGGGAAAGGACACAGGCUGAGCUGGGGAGUGGGGGGGUCCAGAGAUGAGCGACCGGCAAGGGAGACGCGUGGCACGCAGAGCCGGGUUGCCCUGCCACAGUCCUAAUGAACAGGGUGUAAAUGAGGUGAGAUGCCGCACACCUAGCACUCUGGCAGGCUGAAGCAGGAGGACUGCAAGUUCAAGCCCAGCCUGGGCAACUUACUGAGACCCUGCCUCAAAAUUUUAAAAAUGGUAAAGAAAUCUAGGGUAAACCACAGGGUUUGGCAGAAUAAGAAAAAUAAGAAUUUUGUUUCUCUGCAAAGACAUUUGCUGAGCAUCCACCUUGGGCCAGAUGCCCUGCUGGAGACAGAUGCAAGGGAGCCACCCACACGUGCCCCAGGGGUUAGGGUUAGGGGUCCCCACAUGAGCAGCCCUCACUCAGUGUGGUGGGUGGGAACCCAGAAACCCCCAUCAUCAGAAUGGGACUCCAGGAGCAUGGGGGGGGCAGCACACGCCCCCAAGGCUUCGCAUUUGGAGCAUAGCCGAUUCCAGUCCCUUUGAGGAAAAAUGUACAGGCAGCGGCCAGAGCUGAGGAUGGGGGGAAUAGGAAGCGGAGCCCUGAAGGCAGUGUGGGCAGGGCUGGCUUUGCUCGCGGCCUUAUUGUGAGCCCCACUGAGUGCCUGGCCGGAGCUGAGGCUCGGCGCUUCUUCCAGCCUCAUCAGAGAACACAGGCCACAGCUCAAGAGCACGGAACAGCUCAUUUGGUGACGGAAACCAAGGGUCCCCACAGACAGCCCCCGCUACUCACUGAGCAGCACUCUGCCCCUCUGUGAGCUCCGGCAAGCUCCCGGGUGGCCUAGGUGUGAGCACUGUCACCAGGAACCUCACCCUUAUAAGCUGAAUGCACUUAGAUUUCUAUUUUCCAACUUUCAACGCUGAGGCCGUGCUUGAGCGCCCCUGCCUUUCUACCUCUCUCCAGCUUUCCUGCUUGCUUUCUACCUCCCCCAAAUUCUAGCCCAUAUUUUUAUUUUUUAAAUAUCAAGGUUGGUAACAUUUACAUUGUCCUAUGUAUCAACCAUGUUUCCAAGUAUUGUUUACAUGUGGACUGUAAAAAUUGACAGUUAAUGUAGAGGUUUUAAGUUAUUGUGACUGUUGUUCACUGCAGAGGCCAGGGAGCUGCUGCAGUUGCUUUUUCUUUCCUAUGCAGCUUUUUGGUUUUCCUGGGACUUCUGAUUGCCUUUUUUCCUACACCUUUUGGUUUCAUCAUAGUGCUUCUUCAAGCGUUUCUUCUAGUCAAGUAUUCUAUCAUAUUUUCUUGUUUCAGACCACUGCCUGAACCCUCCGCUCUCCUGCCCCAAGUCCGACCUGGCUGUCGGCCUCUGUGCAGUUCACAUGUGGGAGGGGCCCUUGCUGGGAUGAAGGAGCCACUGUCUUCCUGGUUCCCCUGGUCACACAUUCAUUUUGCUUCAACACAUCCUCAAGUAAUUUCUUAAAGAAAGAGAAGUAAAUUUUCUCUGACUUUCCAUGUUUGAAGUGAUAGUUUGGCUAGAUAUAAAAUUCUGAGGUAAAAACUAUUUUUCUCAGAAUUUUAUUUUGUUGUUGUUGUUGUUUUAUUUGGUACCGGGGAUCGAACUCAGGUCCUGGAGCUUGCGGAGCAGGCGGCGAGACCACUGAGCUAAAUCCCAGGCCUGUUUCUCAGAAUCUUAAAGGCACUCAAUUGUUGCUAAUUCUUCUGCCAGUAUGAUUUUCCUCCCCUUGUAGGUCACUGGGUUUUCCUUUUCUGAAACAUUUGGGACUUCUUUGUUCCUGAUGUAAUGGACUUUUCAAGCAAGGGUCUUAUGAUAUCUAUGGUGUUCUUUUUUUUUUUUUUUUUUUGCGUGACAAAGUCUUUACUUUUACUAGUAAAUGAUUAUCAAUACACCAAAUAAUAAGUAACAAGUUCUUAAGUCCUAUCAUCUAGUAAAUUUUUUUGUUUUGUUUUGGUUUGAGACAAGGUCUCACUAAUGGUCCAAGCAGGCCCAGAUCUAACUAUGUAGCCCAGGCCAACCUCAAACUUGUGAUCCUCCUGCCUCAGCCUCCCGAGUGCUGGGAUUAUAGGCGUGCACCACCACACCUGGCUCAUCUAGUAAUUUUGGUUAAGAUAAGCUAAGCGCAGCCCAAGCAAGUAUACUAGUAUUAGCUGUUCUAAUCCUUCCUCAAAAUAUACUACUUUAAGGCUGGCUGCUGCAUAAUA
Molecule: messenger RNA, 7459 nt
Organism: Heterocephalus glaber (naked mole-rat)
Lineage: Eukaryota; Metazoa; Chordata; Mammalia; Rodentia; Bathyergidae
Gene: Map3k14
Product: mitogen-activated protein kinase kinase kinase 14
Biological process (GO): canonical NF-kappaB signal transduction; protein phosphorylation
Molecular function (GO): protein serine/threonine kinase activity; ATP binding
Source: RefSeq, a predicted model, not a curated record